AUGGCUAGUGAUCAAGAAAACUCACAAGAUGCAAAUGCUCCUGAUGAUACUUCAGAAAAAGAAAUUACACGAGGCAUCACUAUUAUGAAGAGUAUCAUUCGUGAUAGAGAUAAAGCAGUAACAUAUAAUGUAAAUUGGAAUGCUGAUAACCAACUAAUUGGGUCUAAUGCUGCAAAGUUGGCAAGCUACAUUGUUGCUUUUGUAGCCCAAAGAAGAGACGAAAAUUUCAAGAAAGUGAGUGCCACAAAUCGCGAGAGAGCGUCAAAUCCCACAUAUGCAUACAAAAAAGGGCGUUUGGGAUAUGCACGCUUAGAGGAAAAAAUUUUAGACGAGACGAAAAGUGACGCAACAUCACUUCCGCCACAUGUUUUGUGGAAAGAAGCUCGUGUGGGAAAGGAUGGAACUGUUAGGGAUGACGUUCAACAUAUUUAUGAUGAAUGUGAGACCCUAUCUCAAUCGAUAAGCACAGCUGAGGACCAGGAGAACAGGAGCGUACUUAGUAGAGCACUAAAUGUUCCUGAGUAUCCCGGUCGGGUGAGGGGUAAAGGGCAUGGUUGUACUCCAACUUCCUUGUAUAAGAAUCCAAGGAGAAGAAAUCCUAGCAAUCAAGAAGUGAUGGAGACGUUGCAGGCAUUACAAGCGCAAGUUCUUCAAUUGCAAAAGGAUAAUGAGAGAUAUAGGUGUAUGGAAAAGUGCAGUUCACAAUUGAAAGAAACUAGUGAGAAAGCCAGUAUCAAUUGUCAAAAUAAAUUUCCCGAGGGCAUUUCAUCUUGUCAGCUAUACUUAUCGUCACCGACUUAUCGCCUAGUUGGCAAGGGAAAAGUGCACAACACUUCGGGAGAUUUACUUCACCAUAGACCGCUCCCGGAUGGACACCUUAAAGUAUCGGUUGAUGUUGUAUUAGAUAAGGAUGCGUUGCUACCGAUACCUGACAUUGUUUCAGAGACAACAUUGCUGCGAGAUGCAAUAGGAUCAUUUGUUGCAUGGCCCUUGGAUCUCAUUUUCAUUGAUGAUGAGACGCCUACAAAACCCGCAUCUAAGGAUAGAGGGAUUUUGCGGCACAACGAGUCUGUUGCAUCACAAAAAGAGGUAUUUGCUCAAGGGUCACAACAACUGAGCCAGAAAAUUGGUAGUCGACAGAAAAACAAAAGGGAUCUUCCAGUGACUUAUUUGCCAAAAAAAGGUGCUUUUGUGCCUCGAUACCAGAUAUCUCUUGAAACACUUGUUGACUCAUCAGAUAUGGCAACAGCUGGUGCUAUUCGCUUACUGGAUAUGGAGGAAGAUAUCUUUGGUUAUUCAUGCACUGAAACAAUCGGAAAAGAAGAUCUGGAACAUAUUUUUCGGCAUCAAGAAUUAGGCGUCGGUGUUAUACACACAUACAUCCGGUUCUUGUAUGACAAUUUCAUGCGUGGGAAUGAUCAAUUGUCAAACAGAUUCCGUUUCGUGUCUUCCUCCCUGGUCAACAAAGCAUUAAUUUGUAGGGAACCGGAUUCAUGUAGAGAGUACUUAGUCAAGAGAUUCAUGGCCAGCAGUACAAACAACUUGUAUCUUUGGCCGUAUAAUUCAGGGUGUCACUGGUUGUUGCUUGCUAUUGAUCCUUUAAAAGAAGUGGUAUAUUUUCUGAAUUCGAUAGAUGGUGAAUGGACAAAUUAUCCGGAUAUGAAGCAAUUAGUUGAUACAUCAAUAAAAGUGUUCCGAUCUCAAAGACAAGCUCGAGUACCACGUACUAAAUCCAGCAACAUUACGUGGAUAAAAGUUGUCCUCUACAGCGCAACGGUAUCGAUUGCGGAUACUUUGUAAUGAGGUUUAUGAGGGAAAUCAUUAAUAUGAAUCAAAUAGAGAUUCCAAUCACGUACUUUGAUGAAUACAAGUGUGCUCAUUACACGAGACUGCAGUUGGAACAAAUCAAGGAGGAAUUGUGUCAAUAUUUUAUUGAGAAAAGAUUAAUUAGUAUAUAAUGGUUUCAAAAUAACAUGAAUACUUUGAUGAAGAAUGGUUUCUGGUUGGCAAGUGUAUAGUUCUUUAUAUUUUUAACAGAUUAGUUAUGACUCC
Lathyrus oleraceus (garden pea) is the source of this 2052-nucleotide messenger RNA. RefSeq lists its product as uncharacterized. Bases 1 to 1800 code for a protein of 599 amino acids. The transcript has 12 exons. The record is from RefSeq and is a predicted model, not a curated record. NCBI's taxonomy places the organism in Eukaryota, Viridiplantae, Streptophyta, Magnoliopsida, Fabales, Fabaceae.